Drosophila serrata is the source of this 1106-nucleotide messenger RNA. Its product is annotated as alpha-tocopherol transfer protein-like. Gene Ontology annotation, cellular component: membrane. Gene Ontology annotation, molecular function: phosphatidylinositol bisphosphate binding. Lineage: Eukaryota; Metazoa; Arthropoda; Insecta; Diptera; Drosophilidae. The record is from RefSeq and is a predicted model, not a curated record.
GAUCAGAGAAAGGCCACAAAAGUUCAGCGGAAUUCAGUGAAUACAAUACAAUUAUUGAGCUUGAGCCGGUGAACAUCUAGCGGAUAUCACGGUUUGCAGAACGCAUCAGUAGAUACAUCACAUAUAUAGAACUAUAUCAUCAUGGGCAAGGCGGAUUGCAUUAGUUACGAUGAGCAGAAGGCCUACAUUGAUCUGGGCUCGGCUCAGAUCCGUAUGGACAAGGAUCAGGCCCCAGAAUGGGCUUUGAAGAAGGCACAGGACGAGCUGCGUGAGGUGCCCGGUGUCAAGGAGCAGGCAAUCAAGGAGCUCAAGGAACUUAUACAAAAUGAAAAGUACCUGAACCUGCCGCUGGAUGAUGAGUACAUGAUGAUGUUCCUGCGUCCUUGCCAUUACUAUCCAGAGAGUGCUUUGAAAAGGCUCAAGAACUUUUAUCACAUGAAACUUAAAUAUGGAAAUGCUUGCGAGAAUAUAAUUCCCGGCAAAUUGCGUAAUGUUUUCGAGGCAAAUAUUCUGAAUUUGCUGCCCCAAAGAGAUCAACAUGGUCGCCGACUUUUGGUGCUAGAAGCAGGCAAAAAAUGGAAGCCUUCCCAAGUGCCGCUGGUGGAUCUAUUCCGUGGAUUCAGUGACUGUUUGGGUUCCAUGGUGGAGCCGUAUUCACAAAUCUGCGGAGCUGUGGUUAUUAUCGAUAUGGAAGGUCUGCCACUUAGCCACAUUACACAAUUUACACCAUCAUUUGCCGCCAUGCUGCUGGAUUACAUUCAGGAAUGUAUAUGCAUGCGUCUGAAGGCGGUUCACAUUGUGAAUAACUCGUAUAUAUUCAAUAUGCUCUUUGCCAUAUUCAAGCCAUUCAUUCGUGAAAAGCUGCGCAAAGGGUGAAUCUUCUUCCAUGGUAAGGACUUCAAGUCCCUGAUCUCUCACAUUGAGGCCAGUGCCUUGCCGCCGAAAUAUGGUGGCUCUGCCACCUGGGAAUUGCCACCUGGCAAAGUUCUUGGUGAAUUCUUUGAAUGCUAUUCCAAGGACUAUGAAAUGGCUGACAGCUACGGCUAUACCGAGGGCUAUAAAAUGAAGAAGUAAUAGUACAAAAAUUACUAUUUACUGUACCUCCC